UCCGCACAGCCGCAGACGACAGCGCCCGCCCGGCCCCGGCCCAGCCCGUCAGAAAGAAGAGGCAGCUGGCUGAUUCCACUAUCAUGGCUGCUGUAUGGACAAUGAUCCGCUCCUCUGGGGCCCUUAAAUCGCCCUGUCUGAAGCAUGUCACGUCAAGGUCCCUGUCAACCACUUCUUGCAACCAUGACAACAAUGAGGGAUGGUUUUCAAAACUCCUUGUUCGGCGCAUUGAACCGACAAAGGAACCCCAUUCCAGGAUGCUAGCCGACAAGGAAGAAAUUUACGAGCUGCAGACUCAUAACAUAAGACCUGAUUCUACGGAUAAAUAUUUAAAGAAUUGUAAAGAAAAUGCAGGCCUAAUAGCUGCACGCUCAGAAUUAAAUUGUGAGCUUGUGGCGUCAUGGACUGUCAAUGUCGGCGACUUGGACCAAGCUUUGCAUUUAUGGCGUUACACAGGUGGUUUUAACUCAGUUGAUAAAACUAAGCUCAUUCUUGGAAAAGAUGAGAGCUUUUUGAAGCUUCAGAAGGAGCGAGGCAAUUACUUGCGUUCAAGACACCUUCAGUUUUUGCUUGCUUUCAAUUUUUGGCCUACCAUUGAAUCUCGCAAGGGUAGCAACAUUUAUGAGAUCCGUAGUUACAGCCUCAAACCAGGCACAAUGAUUGAGUGGGGUAAUAACUGGGCUCGAGGUUUGAAGUUCCGUAGAAACAAUAAUGAAGCAUAUGCUGGGUUUAUGUCGCAAGUUGGGAGACUGAACAAUGUCCAUCAUAUUUGGUGUUAUGAAAGCCUUCAUCAAAGGAAGGAAACACGUGAGUCAGCUUGGCGUAACCCUGGAUGGGAUGAAUGUGUGGCGUACACAGUUCCUCUCAUCCGAGAAAUGCACUCACGUAUCCUAGUUCCCACGGAAUUCAGCCCAACUCAGUAACAACAUUUAGCAGCACCUGCUUCUCAGAAACAUGGUCUUGGAGAUAUUAUUUAGUCUCAUUAUUUGGACUAUGUACUGUAUUACAUCCUGUUUUAUUCAACCUUUGGAAUUAUAACUCUCCAAAUGCAGUAGGUUGGUUUUUCAGAAUGAAUGUAAUAUUUUUGAGUGAAUCAUCAUUUGGAAGCUUUGUAGCAUCUGUUCUUGGUGGAGAUGUACUUUUGCCCAUGUUGCACCGACACUGAAUCACAAAAGACAAGUGAUGUAGCUGCCAUCCUGCCAUAAUUGGUAUUUUGUCUCUUAAAACUGGCCAUAAACUGAUACGUACUAAAAUUAUCUUCCCUUUUGGUGGUUGUUAUAAACAUGGAAAUGAGGAAGGUUUGAAAUUACAUUCUGAUAGGAGUUCAACAGAUUUCAAACCUACUGAACUGCAUUGCCAUUGCCUUUAGCAAGGUAGUUUUCUAAUUUGUGGUAUUAAGCUAUUUGAAGUACAGAGAAGCUAACAUUUUGUGCCUGAAAGCAUGUUGUCAACUGGACUCAUGUAUACUAGAAAGAUUGUGCAUCUCAUAAAAAUAGUUAUUUUCAUGGAAAUGUUAUUUUGGCUGAUGUAAUUUUUGUUGAUACAUUUAUGCUUCAUUUUCUUUGCAUUUCUAGCACAUCAAUCUUGAACUUGAUGUGUAGAUAUUUUUCCAUUCCGUAGACUUCCUGCCCAUGCCUAACCUAAGCAAGUAUUGGCUGUUUUUUUCUUGCCGUCAAUUCUGGCCUGUACUAUGUGUUUCUAUGGACUGGAUAAAUCUUUCAGAAGGAUUGUAUCAUUUAGACAUGGUGCUGGAGUCUACUUUUUGAAUGUGAUGUUAGAAAUCUGCCUUUUGUAUGUUUACAUUUAUUUCAUUUCUAUUUUUGUUUUAUGUAUUUUUAUUUUGUUUUAUCAUAGCAAUGUUUUCUAAUGCUAUCUUAGCAAUGCUUUGAUCCAGAAAACUUUUUAUACUAUGAAUUUUCAGUCAUCUUGUGGUUAUUAGCUGUGGGUUUUGAAUUUUUGUUUUGAAUUGAAAGAUAUCAUGCAAUUAACUUUGUUGGAGAUAAGAAGAUGAUCCUUUUGUUUAUAUGAUGUUGAUGAGGAUUAGGGAAUAAAUUGUGAUAGACUUCUAAACAAAUUUGUA
Molecule: messenger RNA, 2080 nt
Organism: Thrips palmi
Lineage: Eukaryota; Metazoa; Arthropoda; Insecta; Thysanoptera; Thripidae
Gene: Nipsnap
Product: protein NipSnap
Exons: 5
Coding region: 84-923 (279 amino acids)
Cellular component (GO): mitochondrion
Source: RefSeq, a predicted model, not a curated record